This is a messenger RNA of Recurvomyces mirabilis, 1266 nucleotides long. RefSeq lists its product as uncharacterized. Bases 1 to 1266 code for a protein of 421 amino acids. Gene Ontology annotation, molecular function: transmembrane transporter activity. The record is from RefSeq and is a predicted model, not a curated record. NCBI's taxonomy places the organism in Eukaryota, Fungi, Ascomycota, Dothideomycetes, Mycosphaerellales, Teratosphaeriaceae. The transcript is spliced from 3 exons. Gene Ontology annotation, biological process: transmembrane transport. Gene Ontology annotation, cellular component: plasma membrane.
AUGUUCGCACCCGGGGUCCCGGACGUCCUUCGAGACUUCGGGACAACGUCAGAGACUCUGGCUGCGUUUGUCGUGUCUGUCUACAUUCUUGGCUACGCGGUCGGUCCCCUUCUCAUCGGCCCGGCUUCUGAGACCUAUGGCCGAUAUUGGGUCUAUGUCAUCUGCAACAUUAUGUUCUUGAUCUUCACAACUGCCUAUGCAGUCUCGCAGAACAUGGCUCAGUUGAUCGUUUUCCGCUUCUUUGCGGGCGCAUUCGGAGUUUGUCCCAUCACUCUCGGAGGAGCCAGCAUAUGCGAUCUUAUCGAACAAGAGAAACGUGGUGCGGCCAUGGCGUUCAACAGCAUGGGGCCGUUACUGGGACCGGUGAUUGGGCCUAUAGCAGGAUCAUACUUUAUUGCUGCAGAGGGCUGGAGAUGGACGUUCUGGGUUCUCGCUAUCGCCGCCGGAGUCACCACGAUCUUGCAUGCAGCAUUUUGCCGAGAGACUCACGCCACGACCCUGCUGGCCCGUCAGACACGCAGGCUACGGCAAGAGACUGGUAAUACCGGUCUCUACUCACGACUCGAUGACGACCUCCCAACUAAGCAGAGAGUCCUGCGCGCCAUAAUCCGACCGAUGAAGAUGCUCGUUCUAUCGCCAAUUGUCCUGCUGAUGUCCCUGUACUGCGCCAUCGUCUACGGCAUCUCGUACCUCCUAUAUACCACCUUCACCUUCGUCUUCCAGGAAAACUACGGCUUUUCGGCAAGCAAUGUAGGAUUGACUUACGUGGCAAGCGGCAUAGGCAUGUUUAUCGGUCUCUUCCUUAUCGGAGGGCUAUCAGAUCGCCUCCUGAAGAGCAAAGCGGUGAAACAAGGCAAAGGGCUGAAGCCGGAGUAUCGUCUCCUACCACUAAUGUAUAGGGGCUCGCUCGCACCUGUGGGUCUAUUCAUCUACGGCUGGACGGUACAGUACCACGAGCAGUGGGCAGUCCCGUUGUUCGGCACACUGCUGUUUGGAAUCGGGAUAUUGGGUGCUCUUGUCUGCAUCACUCAAUACCUUAUCGAUGCGUUCACGAUCCAUGCUGCCUCUGCGGUAGCCGCGAACACUGUCCUCCGCUCUAUCGUUGACGGCCUUUUGCCUCUAGCAGGGCUACGAAUGUACACUGCGCUCGAGCUGGGUUGGGGCAACAGCCUCAUCGCAUUUAUUGCAUUGGCCUGUGUGCCCAUACCAUUCCUCUUCUACCACUAUGGCGAAGCCAUCCGAGACCGGGCCCCUGUGACGCCGUAG